Molecule: messenger RNA, 525 nt
Organism: Brugia malayi
Lineage: Eukaryota; Metazoa; Nematoda; Chromadorea; Rhabditida; Onchocercidae
Gene: Bma-zhit-1
Exons: 6
Coding region: 1-525 (174 amino acids)
Biological process (GO): chromatin remodeling
Cellular component (GO): Swr1 complex
Molecular function (GO): nucleosome binding
Source: RefSeq, a predicted model, not a curated record
AUGAGUAUUAGUCGAACAACGCAGGCACAGCGACAUUCUGUGCGCUUACAUGCAGUCGAGUCAACACGUGUGUUAGAUGAAAUAACACGAAAACGACGUUUGAGAAAACAGCUGGAAGCUCUUGAACAGGACAAUUUUCAUGAAGACCCUCAUGCACAAUUGCAGUGGCAUAAAAAUAUUCCCAAAUUCGAGGAUGACCAACUGGGACAGUCACCAGCUCGUAAAGCAGAUUCUGAAUCAGGAAAGAAAAGGAAGAAAUUCAAAGUGGAAUAUUUCAAACAGAGAUUUCGGAAAAAUUUUUCAGCUUUAGUAGAGGAGGAAACGCUGUCGAAAUCUAUGGAAAUUUCGGGUUUUGAUGCUUAUAACGCUGCGCGAGCACCACCAAGCUGUAUUCCACCACGGCAAUUUUGCGCAGCUUGCGGUUUCUUCUCCAAAUAUACAUGCUUGAGGUGUGGUGUACGAUACUGCUCAAUAAGUUGCAGAGAUCUGCAUAAUGACACUAGGUGUUUGAAGUGGACUGUGUGA